Molecule: messenger RNA, 885 nt
Organism: Silurus meridionalis
Lineage: Eukaryota; Metazoa; Chordata; Actinopteri; Siluriformes; Siluridae
Exons: 4
Coding region: 383-847 (154 amino acids)
Source: RefSeq, a predicted model, not a curated record
ACCGUUAAUAACUAGUAAAACACGUUAGGUGGGGGGAAAUUUCUGAUCACGUGAAAAUCGUGACUCUAAUGUCACCUGGAGCUUUUCUCACCAUUGUCUGGCUUGUUUGUUUCCUCUAAAAUGAACUUUUGGAGCUCUGUGUGCUGCUGCCUGCAGUCCCUGAGGAGGAGGAGGAGAGACAAUCUAUACUUCGACCACCAGAGUCUGCAAGAACAUCUCAUACACACCCUAACAUUCUUUUUCUCUCUUUCUUGUUCCCCCAGAUUCCCAGUGCAGAAGAAGUGGCUGUAUAACUGCACGUCGUAUUGGUGUGCCAGAUUUGGAUCAGCGCUUCAAUGACUUUGCAGAUACCUUCAACAAGCAGCAGGAGAACUAUGAGCGUAUGCGGGGAACGCUGAGAAAUUUGGAGUCCCGCUAUCGCUGUGACCCUGGCAGCGGUCUGUCCAAGUGCCUGCGGAAGAUCAAGGAACUGUAUGAUGACCACCGGAUCAGCCUGCAGAUGAAAGGCUACGACUUCAACCUAAUCGUGAUCCCGAAUGACCCGGUGCCCGACAGUCUGGAGCUGACGCAAGAGAACGUCAAGGAGCUGUGUCGAGCCGCCACAGCCAUCAUCGCGGUCGGCCCCAAGCUCGAGGAGAUGAUUGACUGGCUUUUGAAAUCAGAAGAGAGCCUGGCCCAGAAUGUGAAUAAGGCAGCGAAGACACACCAGGAAACUAAACGACUAGAGAGCAACUUCAGGGAGAAUCUGCGUGAGGCAUCGAGAGCUAAAGAGCUCAGUCCUCGCUACAGAAAAGAAGCCCAAAAACUGUUCAAAGAAGUGUCUCUGCUGUCCGGGGUCCAGACUUGAAUCAGUAAGGAUGCAAUAAAAGGGAAAAUAAUGUAGAA